AGCCCAAUCCCAUCAAUCUCAUCUGCAUACAACCGAGGAAAUGGCUCUCUCAACCGUUAGUCGCAAUGAAACAGCUGCUUUCCACUUUUCUCAGAGAGCUCUGCUGAAGGUCAGGCACACAGCCGGGAGAGAAGAGAUGUCGCCAAUUGCAGCUCAUGGAUGUCUUUCCAGUUUGAGAUUCCCGAUUCUCUGGUCAAAAAAGCUCGGAAACAAGAGCUUGGCGAUUUGACGUCGAUCUCGAAAAUCGACUUCUCCAAAUUUGCUUGUAGCUGCCUUUCCAUGGCCCUUGGUGGCGAGCUUAACCUUCGGCCAAAUGGCUACAAAGGAGCUGAUGGAGUCGGACAAAUCCCGGGCUACGUCCCAGGAGUGUCCUCAAUAUCAACUCCCCACUCCCUCGAUGAUCACCUAGCUCGCUGGAUGCCAGAUGGGACCAGCUUGCGACCAGGUUCCCCGUCAGACUCGGGUCUGCUUUCGCGGGGACAAUCAUCAAGCAACCGGGCCAAGCAGAGGGCGCGAACCAGCCAUCCGGGGUCCACAGUGACAUAAAUGGUUCCCCUCCUCCCAAGAACGGAUACACUUCCUCCUGGUCGACCGAUCGCAGGAGGACGCCGUCAGAGCGGAACCGCAAGUUGCGAAAUGAGGGGAGACACCGAGAAAGAUGGAGAAGCCAUGACCCACGAAGGAAAAGGGCGAGUAUAAAGACAAUCACUUGUUUUCCAGGCCUCCGGCAGUUGGAACUCCAAAGGCGCAGCACCAUCCGCCGCAGAAUAGCCCGAGUCUCCAUCAGAAACCUGCAAUAAGAGCUCUGUCUCUUUCGUUGUAUGCUGUCUUGACCAGUACCGACCAUUCAAUACCUGAGAAUCACAAGAUGCCCAACACCAAGACCGUUCACGUCCCCCAUCUGGGCGGCAUCGACGCCGCGUACCAGAUGCCUCACCCCUAUGACGCGUCCAAGCCGACAUUGAUCCUCGUCAACAGCUUCACCACCUCGUCUGAGCUCUACCGAAAACAGUACGCCAACAAGGCGCUCACGGACAAGAUGAACCUUUUGGCUAUCGAACUGCUCGGCCAUGGCCAGACACGCACCAAGUCUGAGAACUUUACAUACUGGGACACCGCGAUCAUGAACAUCCAGGUCAUGGACGCGCUUGGCAUCAAGAAGGCCUUCGUCCUGGGCACAAGCCAGGGCGGGUGGAUUACGGUGCGGAUGGCGCUGUUGGCGCCCGACAAAAUCCAGGGCAUCAUCCCCCUCGGCACCUCGCUGGACUACGAGUCCGAGCGCACGCGCAAGCUCGGCUGCUGGGACGGCGUCGCCGCCUGCACGGGCCCCAUCGACAAGUGGACGAGCAAGACCCCGACGCCCGACUUCCAGCCCGACUUCGAGUACUGCGACUUCCUGAUCGACAUCGGCUUCGGCAAGAACUGCCCGCAAGAGACGCGAGACUUCUGGCGCAAGACCAUCCAGGCGAACUACCAGGGCGACGACGGCCGCCGACGCGCGCGCAUGGCCGCGAUCAAUCUGCGCGAACGAGACGGCCUGCACGGCCGGUUGUUCGACGUCAAGUGUCCGGUCAUGUGGCUACAUGGUUCAGACGACGUUGUCUACAGCGUGGCCAAUGCCGAGCAGGAGAUCAAGCUCUUCGUCAACUCGCCGAAGGCAGAAUUGGUCGUGGUGCCCGGCGGCGCACACUUCUUGUCCGCCUCGCACCCGAAGGAGGUCGACAACGCGCUGAUUGCGUUUGUGGGCAAGUAUGCCUGAACUCGAAUGCGAGAGUCAUCGUGAAGACGGAACAGAGUACGCGGAAGCCAUCUUUACUGGCGCCCCUCCUGUAGCUAGUCCGCUCACCGGUUUCUGUGAUCGAGUUUGUCCCUCGUAUGUACGAUGUAUUCCCGAACCAUAAAAGCUCUUUGACCUGGAAAUUGCC
This is a messenger RNA of Cladophialophora immunda, 1925 nucleotides long. RefSeq lists its product as uncharacterized. The transcript has 3 exons. Gene Ontology annotation, molecular function: catalytic activity. Lineage: Eukaryota; Fungi; Ascomycota; Eurotiomycetes; Chaetothyriales; Herpotrichiellaceae. The record is from RefSeq and is a predicted model, not a curated record. The coding region runs from base 869 to 1759 and encodes 296 amino acids.